Messenger RNA from Cuscuta europaea, 1214 nucleotides. NCBI's taxonomy places the organism in Eukaryota, Viridiplantae, Streptophyta, Magnoliopsida, Solanales, Convolvulaceae. The record is from the annotation of a GenBank genome assembly.
GCAUUUAAGAAAAGGUGUUUGAAUCCUGAAAAAAUCAAUCCCAACUCGAUGGGUUCAAGAAAAAGGGACUGGGCGUAGUGGGGCGAGCCAGCCCACGGACCAUGACUGAUUUGGACGCCUCUGCUUUGCAUGCACAUAUACUCAGCGCCCACAUGUGUCCAUGGGUCCAUUUUAUGACUCGUGCCGGGGCAAAGCUAGUAGUUUGGUUGAAAAAAUGGAGAGCUAUCAAUUUGUUUUUAUAGCCCACUUGAUGAAGAAGGUAUUGGGAUUGACGAAUAUGUUGUCACAUUUCUUGCAACAAAAAGAUCAGAACAUUCUUGAGGCUGUGAGCUUGAUUAAAAGCACUAAAGAGAAGUUCCAAGAUUUGAGAGAAAGUGGAUGGGAAGAGCUAUUAGAAGAUGUCAGUAAAUUUUGUGUGAAGAAUAAAAUUGACAUUCUAAACAUGGAAGAUACAACUCAUCGUUCUAGACGCGUUCGCCAUCCGGUAACAAAUUAUCAUCACUUUCGAGCUGAUAUUUUUUAUCAGGUUAUAGACCAGGUCAAUCUGGAAAUGGAGAAUCGCUUUAGUGAGUCAAAUACAGAUUUACUCGCUUGUUUAGCUUGCCUUGAUCCUAAAGAUAAUUUUUCCAAUUUCUGUGAGUCAAAGCUACUCAGUCUUGCGGAGUUAUAUUCAUCUGAUUUUUCAGCUGUUGAGCAAAUGGAGCUUAAAGAACAACUCCAAGUUUGGAUAUAUGAGAUGAGUGGAAAUGAAGCAUUUUCCACUUUACAAAGUAUUGGUGAAGUGUCUAAGAAGAUGGUUGAGCUUACAAUUCACAAAUCUUUUCACUUGGUCUAUCGUCUUAUUGAGUUGGCUCUAGUGUUACCAGUUGCAACAGCCACAGUUGAAAGAGCUUUCUCAUCGAUGAAUAUUAUCAAGACAGAUCUUCGCAAUAAGAUGGGAGAUGACUAUCUUACGGAUUGCUUAGUAUGCUAAAUCGAAAGAGACAUUUUUCAAGCAAUUGAUAAUGAAGCUAUUAUGCAGCAUUUUCAAAAUAUGAAAACUCGUAGGAUUGAUUUGCCUAGGUUGCAGAAGUAAAUCAAUUAGUAUGUAAUGAACUAUAAUUUUUUGUUAAAUUAUUACGCUAUUGUUGUUCUUAUUAUAUUUUGGACACGAACUUUAAAAUUUUUAGUCUUUGGUUUGCCCCUCCUUGGACAAAUCUCUGGCUCCGCCACUG